Molecule: messenger RNA, 2113 nt
Organism: Balaenoptera acutorostrata (minke whale)
Lineage: Eukaryota; Metazoa; Chordata; Mammalia; Artiodactyla; Balaenopteridae
Gene: NFIL3
Product: nuclear factor, interleukin 3 regulated
Exons: 2
Coding region: 424-1812 (462 amino acids)
Biological process (GO): regulation of DNA-templated transcription; circadian rhythm; immune response
Cellular component (GO): nucleus
Molecular function (GO): DNA-binding transcription factor activity; DNA binding
Source: RefSeq, a predicted model, not a curated record
CGGCGGGCUGGCGGUCGGCGACGUAGCACCGCGCUCGGAACUGACCUACUAACACACAUCUCCCGGCGCGGCCACGGCGCCCGCGGACCCGGCGCGCCGCCCGCCUCCCGCGCCGCGCCCUCGCCUCCGCCUGCCGCCCCGGAGGCCCGGCCGGACCCUGAUCCCCGAACGCCGCCGGCUUCGCUCACGGCCCCCGUUCUUUCUCCCCGCCACCCCAGCUCGCCGCCCUGAGAGCAGGAACACGGUAACCUAGAAGACCCCUACUCCGUUCAGUGAGAGGAGCCCAAGAGCUUUAUCCUGGAUGGUAGAACAAAAAGAAGAAGAAUAUUGAUGGAUUUUAAACCGCAGUUUUUAAAGCAUUUGAGAAUACUGAGGAAAUAACUUCUUCUCCUGCACCGCAUAUAUAGGUUAAGGUUGUUUCUGAUGCAGCUGAGAAAAAUGCAGAGCAUCAAGAAGGAGCAGGCAUCUCUUGAUGCUGGUAGCAGCGUGGACAAGAUGAUGGUGCUUAAUUCUGCCUUAUCCGAAGUCUCCGAAGACUUGACGACAGGGGAAGAGCUCCUUCUCAAUGAAGGAAGUGUGGGGAAAAACAAAUCUUCAGCAUGUCGGAGGAAACGGGAAUUCAUUCCCGACGAGAAGAAGGAUGCCAUGUAUUGGGAAAAGAGGCGGAAAAAUAACGAAGCUGCCAAGAGGUCUCGGGAGAAGCGUCGACUGAAUGACCUGGUUUUGGAGAACAAACUCAUUGCACUGGGAGAAGAAAACGCCACUUUAAAAGCUGAACUGCUUUCCCUAAAAUUAAAGUUUGGUUUAAUUAGCUCGACAGCCUACGCCCAGGAGAUUCAGAAACUCAGUAAUUCUACAGCUGUGUAUUUUCAAGACUAUCAGACUUCCAAAUCCACCGUGAGCGCCUUUGUGGAUGAGCACGAGCCCUCGAUGGUGGCCAGCAGUUGCAUUUCUGUCAUCAAGCACUCUCCACAGAGCUCUCUGUCUGAUGUUUCGGAAGUGUCUUCGCUAGAACAUUCGCAGGAGGGCCCUGGGCAGAGUGGCUGCAGAAGCCCAGAAAGCAAGUUCCAGGUCAUCAAGCAAGAGCCGAUGGAACUGGAGAGCUAUGCCAGGGAGCCCAGAGAUGACCCGGGCGCCUACCGAGCGGCCGUGUAUCAGAACUAUAUGGGGAGUUCUUUUCCUGGCUACUCACACUCUCCCCCUCUGCUGCAGGUCAACCGAUCCUCCAGUAACUCUCCAAGGACAUCAGAAACCGAUGAAGGUGCAGUAGGAAAGUCAUCCGAUGGAGAAGAUGAGCAGCAGGUUCCCAAGGGCCCAAUCCACUCUCCCGUCGAACUUCAGCGUGUCCACGCCACAGUGGUUAAGGUUCCAGAAGUGAACUCCUCUGCCUUGCCACACAAGCUUCGGAUUAAAGCCAAAGCCAUGCAGAUAAAAGUGGAAGCCUUCGAUCACGAAUUUGAUGGCACGCAAAAACUUUCUUCGCCUGUUGACAUGACGUCUAAGAGACAUUUCGAACUUGAGAAGCAUAAUGCCCCCAAUCUGGUACAUUCUUCUCUCACUCCCUUUUCAGUGCAAGUGACUAACAUUCAAGAUUGGUCUCUCAAAUCCGAACACUGGCAUCAAAAAGAACUUAAUGGCAAAACUCAGAAUAGUUACAAAACUGGAGUGGUCGAAGUGAAAGACAAUGGUUACAAAGUCUCUGACCCAGAGAAUUUGUUUUUGAAGCAGGGGAUAGCCAACUUGUCUGCAGAGGUGGUCUCACUUAAAAGACUUAUAGCCACACACCAAAUCUCUGCUUCGGACUCUGGGUAAAAUUACUACUGAACAAGCUCUGGGCAUUUAGAGAUGUCAUUUGCAAUAGAUAGUACAUUUUGUAUUAGGCUGAAUUUUCACUGGACUUGUGAUGUCAUUUCACUGUAAUGUUCACAUGUUGACUGUUGGGUGUCUUUCUGUGCACAAAUUAUUAUGAAGAUUAGACUGUGUUAUCACUCUGCCUUGUGUAUAGUCAAAUAGUCCAUUGCAAAGGCUGUAUAUAUUGAACAUUAUUUUUGUUGUUCUAUUAUAAAGUGUGUAAGUUACCAGUUUCAAUAAAGGAUUGGUGACAAACACAGAA